UCAUAAAAUGUUCACCGUUUCCUGCUCUUGAAUCCUGAGUAUUGCACAACUUCAGAUGAAAUGUUUUUAAAAGCUUUACCUAUAGUUAACACUUGCAUAACAGUAUGAAGCAAUGGUGAUGAUGAACGGGUAUAGUAUGUGUGGUAACAAUCAAUUCACAAGUAACAAUCGUCUCAAUUGGAUAUUACUGGGUUUGGAUUGGCAUCCUCAAGAUAAUUGGCCGCCUGAAUUUUCUCCCUGGGAAACUUUUUCUUGGAGAAAACGUUCAAAGCGACAAGGUGAUACAACGGCAAGGAAAGCAUCUAAAGUUAAAACGCACACUACAAAUGCUAAAAAACUCCGCCGUGGAUCAUUCAAGUUCCAUUCUGAAAUCGCAGAAUAUAUUCGAGAAUAUCGAGCUAUGAGAAUUCAAUUUAUAUCGGAAUACAGAAGUUGUGCAUGCCAUGAACCCUACACAUUAAAAGAUGUUGAGGCUGCUUAUGAAACAUUGCAAAGGUUCCCUGGACAACGUAUUACUUUAACGAGGAAAAAGAAAAUCCCGGAAAAGAAUGAAAACGGAGUAAAUUCAACAGUUCACAGAAAUGAACAAUGUCAAGAGCAGCAAACAAAAAAGUCAAAUGAAGAAAUUUUUUUAUUUGAUAUGAGCAAACGCGAUUCUGCCGGUAUUUCAACCAAGGUAGACUGCUUUGUUGAUCAAUACAUUGGACGACAUUUUUUGGGAUUGAAAACUCAGUCUCAAACUGACGUUGCCAAGCAAGAACACUGUCCUGUUGUGGAAAUAAUUAUUCCAGAGGAUCACGUGGUUACUCGAAUUUCGUCUGUGACACCGUCAUCGCAGUCCUCAAUAAAACUGCCACACUGUAAUAGCGAGUCCUCUACACCGCUUGUACGACGUAGUUCGGCCUUUUCUCACGGGACAUCUAGUUCGAUAGGUAGUGGUUAUUCAAGAAUAUCAACAUCGUCGAAUGUCACAAAUCCAAGUACAAUGGGUGUGUGCGACAUUUGCCCAUUUCCGCGAAGUGUUUGCACGCCUAAAGCGCCACUUCUAUCCAAUGAUAAAAACAACAUUAUCAAGCAAGUCAGCAAGUGGAAAGAAUCAGAAAAGCCCGAUUUAAAUGAAAAACAAGCAAUUCCCUGGAAAACUUUAAAAUACCUGGGGUAUAACCCAUCUAUGAGAAGGUACUUGCAUGAAAUAUACACUCCAGUCGGAAGAAAUCGUCUCAGAACACCUUUGUCUUUGUCAAGUAAAAAGUGUUUUCCCACUGCUAAUGAAGCAAUAAUAGAAAACAAUGAAGAUCAAGAUAAGCAAAAUACAAUUUUAUCAUCUGCAAUGGCAAAGACUACGAUUUUCAAAAAAGACAGCAAUUCUUUCCCGCAUUUUCAAUCGGGCAGAAGAACUUUUCUAAUUGAUAAACCUGUGAACCAAUAUACGGGUGAACGGAAGCCAAAGCUCGCUAUUAUUUCUGCAUGUCAGACGGUUGUAAAACCGAAGGUAACCGCGAAGAGAUUGGUUGCAAACUAGACUUAACUGGCCGUUUCACAUAUAUAUUCCAAAUGCACGGCAACAUCGGUGACACUGCCACUAACUUACUCGAUUAUAACGAUGAUAACCAAAGGUGCUUUGCAACAGGCUAUUAAUAGAAUCUUUCUUAAAUGAAUUCACUCCAUUAUUCAUUACGUUUUCAUGUCAUUGCCGAACCUAAAAAAAAUACAAAUAAUAAUUCGUAGUUACAUGGCAGAGAGGACACAACAUAAUGUACCAUAGAAUUGAAUAAUAUCUCAGUCAAUUCUGAUUCUAAAAUGGCUUUUACAUCACUACAAUCAAUUCUGAAGCGUACAGAUGAUUUAGGACUUUUAUUCAUAACUUAAAUUAAAUUUAUCAUCAAAGUUUUAUACUAGUCAUUAUUUUAUCCUUACCAUUACCAAUACAUCGUCGUUAUUGAGAGUUUUAUAUACAUAUAUCAUGACAUAAUUAAUCUUUGAAUGCCGUUUUUAACGAUUUGGAGACUAAAUUUUAAAUAACGGAGGCUUUUUAUAUGGUGUUGAUGCCCCGGGAGUUCAACUGCCGGAAUUAUUAAUAUAUCAGUAUCUAGCAGUGAA
Messenger RNA from Styela clava, 2100 nucleotides. The record is from RefSeq and is a predicted model, not a curated record. Lineage: Eukaryota; Metazoa; Chordata; Ascidiacea; Stolidobranchia; Styelidae.